Pseudovirgaria hyperparasitica is the source of this 777-nucleotide messenger RNA. RefSeq lists its product as uncharacterized. Bases 212 to 736 code for a protein of 174 amino acids. The record is from RefSeq and is a predicted model, not a curated record. The transcript has a single exon. Lineage: Eukaryota; Fungi; Ascomycota; Dothideomycetes; Acrospermales; Acrospermaceae.
GCCAGUAUGUAUCAAACCAAACCAAACCAAUCGCCAGCCCUACCUCCCCAACCUUCAACCUCCCAUGUCCUCACAUCGAACUACAAUCACCACCAUAUGACCUCUGCAGCUACGGCUCUAGUACGCCAACAAUCCGACGCAAGCAUGGCAGUGUUAGUAAGUAAUACUGUUAGUGUCCGCCUUCAGAGAGGAUGAUAAUGUCCAGGAAUGGAUGGUAGCGUGGAGAAGAAACCACGACUGUUUUUUUUUCCCUUUCAAGUCGGCUACUGAUUACUUAGCGAGAGAAAAAUGGUUCGGGGAGCGGGCGGCUUGCGGAAGGGAGGGAGGCAAAGAGUUCACUCAAACUCCUUCUUUGCGGGGUGCCGGUUCGGGACGAUGGGAGAACCUCUGGAUCCUACCUACUACUCUGCGCUUCUAUGCGAUGCAAUGUCGAUACAGACCACUUAAUGAGCCCCCAACGCCGAGAUUGAUUGAAAGACCAUCUGAAUCGACCUUCACCCACCACCAUCUAUCCAUUCACCCACCAUCUAUUGAACAACGCACUCAACACAGCAACAACAACAACUACUCAUCUGACCCUAUACGCAUGCACCCAGGAUGUAAUCAAAUCCCCCAUCCCAACGCAAGAAAAGCACGCAUGUGUACAGUGUACAUGACGUUCCGCUUCCCGCUUCCCAGACCCUGCAUAACCCCCGCCAAACCCCCACCCUAUCAGCAUCGCCCACGUCAACAGUAGACGCGACAGCGUGACACGCUUAAAUCGGAAAGCGCGGAAGG